Penaeus vannamei (Pacific white shrimp) is the source of this 2056-nucleotide messenger RNA. RefSeq names its product kinesin associated protein 3 (gene Kap3). Gene Ontology annotation, molecular function: kinesin binding. Gene Ontology annotation, biological process: microtubule-based movement; cilium organization. Lineage: Eukaryota; Metazoa; Arthropoda; Malacostraca; Decapoda; Penaeidae. The record is from RefSeq and is a predicted model, not a curated record. Gene Ontology annotation, cellular component: ciliary transition zone; kinesin II complex; axoneme.
GACAGUGUGUAAGCGACGCAACAUAGCAGACGGAUGACACUCGGAGAAAAUGCAAGUUGAGGACGCCAGAUAUUUGAAAAAGAAGGUAAAGGUCGGCUCGCUAGAUGUUCACCCGACAGAGAAAGCGCUUGUGGUCAACUAUGAGCUUGAGGCCACCAUCCUCGGCCAGCUGGGAGAUGCCAUGCUGGGCGACAGGAAGGAGUGCCAAAAGAUCAUCCGCCUGAAGAGCCUUGACGACAACACGGACAUAGCUGCAUUGGCCCGUGAAGUGGUGGACAAGUGCAAGCUGAUCCAUCCCUCGAAGCUGAGUGAAGUACAGCACCUCAUCUCCUAUCUGCUCACCAGGAAGGAGAAUGUCAAAGACAGCCACAUCUCUCUCGAUAACUCCUCCCCGGAAGGCACGACCGAACAGGCCAACCUCAAUGAGUUGGAGUCUUACAUGGAGAUGCUGUAUGAGGAGAUGCCUGAGAAGGUGCGAGGGGCGUCGCUCAUCCUGCAGUUAGCGAGGAACCCGGACUACUUGGAGGAACUGUGCCAGAAUGAAACUGUUCUUGGUGCACUGGCCAGGGUGCUGCGUGAAGACUGGAAAAAGAGCUUGGACCUGAGUUACAACAUAGUCUACACUUUCUUUUGUUUCUCAGUCUUCUCAAACUUCCACACUGUUAUUUCCCACUUUAAGAUCGGGUCCCUUUGCAUGGAUAUCAUAGAUGGUGAACUCCAGCGCACAGAUCAGUACCGUGACCAGCUGACCAAGCGCAAGAAGGGGGCUGAUGGCAUGGCAGAUCCUGCCAAGCUGCAACAGGACUAUGAACGUAACUUGAAGAAGUACCAGGCAGUUGUGGCCAAACAAGACCAGGUGCUACGAGUGUGUACAUACCUCUUACUCAACAUUGCUGAGGAUGUACGGGUAGAGGAGAAGAUGCGCAGGAAGAACAUCGUUGGCCUGCUGGUGCGCAUGCUGGAACGAGAGUCAACAGACCUCCUCCUCCUUGUUGUAUCCUUCCUCAAGAAACUGUCUGUUUAUAUGGAGAAUAAGGAUGAUAUGGGUGACUUAAAUAUCGUAGAAAAAAGUGAGUCGCCUGAUUGGCACAUGAACAACAGUGACCUCAAUGUCUGGACUCUCCCUUCAUUUGAUGCCAACCUCAGAACCAAGAUGAUCAAAGUUGGUCUUCUUCCCAAGCUUGUGUCCCUCAUAGGCGAGGAAAGACACCAACAAGCAGUAUUGGCGGUUCUAUAUCAUCUAAGCGUUGACGACAAGUGCAAGUCCAUGUUUACAUACACUGACUGCAUUCCGACAGUGAUGAAAUUGGUGCUGAGUUCCCCAGGCCCUCAAGUCCCACUGGAGCUGAUGGCCCUGGCUGUUAACCUGGCAGCCAACAAACGGAAUGCACAGCUCAUCUGUGAAGGGGCCGGGCUGAAGCUGCUCAUGAAGAGGGCCCUAAAGUACCGUGACCCACUGCUCACUAAGAUGAUUCGCAACAUUGCCCAACAUGAAGGACCUACCAGGGAGCUCUUUAUGGACUUUGUCAGUGAGCUCUGUGAAGUUGUGAGUAGUGGGGGAAGCGAUGAGUUUACCCUCGAGUGUGUGGGCGUUUUGGGUAACCUCUCUCUGCCAGAUCUGGACUAUUGCCAGCUUCUUACCAAAUACCAGCUGAUUGAUUGGAUUAAGAAUAGUCUCCAACCUGAUGCCGUAGAGGAUGACCUUGCCCUAGAGGUGGUGGUUCUCCUGGGAACUGUGGCUGGGGACCAGGCUUGCGCAGAGCUCAUAGUGGAGACAGGCAUACUCCAGGCACUCGUCAACCUGCUUAAUGCUAAACAAGAGGAUGAUGAAGUUGUACUCCAGAUAGUAUAUGUUUUUUACCAACUAACGCGCCAUGAGAGUACACGGCCACAAGUCAUAUCCACAACUGAGGUUAGCACUUACCUAAUCGACCUUAUGCACGACAAGAACACAGAAAUCCGAAGGGUGUGCGACACAACACUGGAUAUAAUAGCUGAAACGACGAAGAAACGGCCACGAGGAUCCAGUGUGCCACAAGUUCCGCUGGUACAAUAG